Messenger RNA from Drosophila hydei, 777 nucleotides. It is a transcript of the gene Cyt-c-p, whose product is annotated as cytochrome c-2. The coding region runs from base 125 to 451 and encodes 108 amino acids. The transcript has 2 exons. Gene Ontology annotation, molecular function: electron transfer activity; heme binding. Gene Ontology annotation, cellular component: mitochondrial intermembrane space. The record is from RefSeq and is a predicted model, not a curated record. Gene Ontology annotation, biological process: mitochondrial electron transport, cytochrome c to oxygen; mitochondrial electron transport, ubiquinol to cytochrome c. Lineage: Eukaryota; Metazoa; Arthropoda; Insecta; Diptera; Drosophilidae.
UCAAAAACAAUCAUUUGAACAAAUUGGGAUUUGUUGUCUCAUUCGUAAGCUAACUGUUCGCAGCAAAAGACGGUUUGUGUUCAAUUCGAGUCGGUGUUAACACAUCAAAUAUUUAUUAACUAAAAUGGGCGUACCUGCUGGUGAUGUUGAGAAGGGCAAGAAGCUGUUCGUGCAGCGUUGCGCGCAGUGCCAUACCGUCGAGGCCGGUGGCAAGCACAAGGUUGGCCCCAACCUACAUGGUCUGAUCGGUCGCAAGACCGGCCAGGCUGCCGGCUUUGCCUACACAGAUGCCAACAAGGCCAAGGGUAUCACCUGGAACGAGGACACGCUCUUCGAAUACCUGGAGAACCCCAAGAAAUACAUCCCCGGCACCAAGAUGAUCUUCGCCGGUCUGAAGAAGCCCAACGAGCGUGGCGAUCUGAUUGCCUACCUGAAGUCGGCUACCAAGUAAGGAGGAAUCACUACCAUCUACCCACAUCCGAAUCCAGCACCACCUCUUAGCUACACGUAAACUCUGUAUUACGAGCUAUAUCAUUACGGAAGCGUGGCAGUAGCGCAUCCGAGGCUCAUCUUAACGACGGCUUGUAUUUGGGUCACAAUAAUAACAAAUCAGGAUACUGAACAUAAAAAUACAAUUAUGUUAAUUUUAAAGUUUAAAUAGGACAAUUACAUUAUUUAAUUUAUAAAGUGGAUAUAACUAAUUUAAAGCCGAAUAAAUUGUGACGCCCACGAGAAACAUAACAACAAAUUAAAUAAAAACAAAACAAUAAAACCGAA